GCCUGGGUGCUGCUCCCGGCUAUUUGACGUCACCGGCCAGAGAGGAGGGGGGAAGAAGACGGCGGCGAGGAGGGACGGACGGAGUCGGUAGUAAAGGGGAAGACGCGAGCGCCCAGCCGGUCCCAGCUUCUCCUCGCCCAGGCACCCAGGUUCGGGCUGCUUGCUUUUGGGAGGCUCCAAUGCCUGGUCCUACUCAAGCGCUGUCCCCAAAUGGAGAGAACAACAACGACAUCAUCCAGGAUAACGGCACCAUCAUUCCUUUCAGGAAGCACACAGUGCGAGGGGAGCGUUCCUACAGUUGGGGAAUGGCGGUCAACGUGUAUUCUACCUCUAUAACCCAAGAGACUAUGAGCAGGCAUGACAUCAUUGCAUGGGUGAAUGACAUAGUAGCUUUAAACUACACAAAAGUUGAACAACUGUGUUCAGGAGCAGCUUACUGUCAGUUCAUGGAUAUGUUGUUCCCAGGGUGUAUUAGUUUGAAGAAAGUAAAAUUUCAAGCAAAGCUUGAGCAUGAAUAUAUUCAUAAUUUCAAACUUCUGCAGGCAUCAUUUAAAAGAAUGAAUGUGGAUAAGGUUAUUCCAGUGGAGAAAUUAGUAAAGGGACGUUUCCAAGACAACCUUGAUUUCAUACAGUGGUUUAAGAAAUUUUUUGAUGCUAACUAUGAUGGGAAAGAAUAUGAUCCAGUAGAGGCUCGGCAAGGCCAAGAUGCAAUUCCACCACCUGAUCCUGGGGAACAGAUCUUUAAUCUGCCAAAAAAGUCUCAUCAUGCAAACUCUCCUACAGCAGGUGCUGCCAGAUCCAGUCCUGCAUCAAAACCUGGCUCCACAUCAUCUCGCCCAUCAUCAGCAAAAAAAACACCACCAAGCAGUUCGGUGUCUAAGUCUGAUAAAGAUUUGGAGACACAAGUCAUACAGCUCAGCGAACAGGUACAUUCAUUAAAACUUGCACUUGAAGGUGUGGAAAAGGAAAGAGAUUUCUAUUUUGGGAAGUUAAGGGAGAUUGAGCUUCUCUGUCAAGAACAUGGAGAAGAAAACAAUGAUCUUGUUCAACGGUUAAUGGAAGUUCUCUAUGCUUCAGAAGAACAUGAGAGCCACACAGAAGAACAUGAAGGUGAGGAACAGGUUCAUGAACAGCCCCAGCAGCAGGAAGAAUACUGACCAUCUGGCACACUGGCUGCUUCUGAUUUUCUGUGGGAACUUUCUUUGGAAGAAUGGAAUGUGUGUGGCCUCAGACUUGAAACCAAUCACUCUCUGUCUGCCAUUAACAUAAAUGUACCAUAGUGAGUGUCAGCCAAUUUGCCAAGAUGUGUUUUGCAGAAGUCUUCUAUCAGCAUUUGCACCUAAGAAGGUCUCCAAGCUUUGUUCCCAGUUUCUACCACUGCAACUUCACUAUCUGGCUGCUUGAAAUUUGUUCAGCUUUUAAAAAAAUAUAUAAAUAUAUAUAAUAUAUAUAUAUUUAUUUUUCCUUUUGUCUUAAGUAUGAUAACAUUUGUAAUUUGUUCAAAACUAUUUAUAUGGACAUCUCUUACAACAGAAAAUACUAUUCAGUUAGGUUUCUCACAUUUCAUGGUAAUUUGGUCCACUUGGACAUAAAUUUGGUCAAACUGCAAAAGGGGGAAAUAAGUGAAAUAAUCAAAUUUAAAUAAUUUUCCCUAAUUAGAACAAAAGCACACAUACUAGAACUGUAAUGUUUCUGAUGUCAUACUCAAAAGCAUGUUAGAAAGCUAUACAGUGUAUCCUAUAGUAUUGGAAGAUGCAUACAUGUCUGCCUAAUCUUUCUUUGGACACUCUUCCUUCUAGAAAGUUAUUCCUAUUUCAAUUCUGUAUUCAGUAUUUGUCAGUUUAAGCAUUUAUACAGAUUUUCACCACAGUAUCUGUAUCUGAAGGUGUCACUUACAUUCCAACUCCCACUGCUGGCUAUAUUGACCAUGAAAACAACCCUUUUACUUUUUCUUCUGUGCGAGGGGAGAAACUAGUGAUUGGGCAUGUCAAAAUAUUUACUAGCACAAUUAUACAGUUUAUCUUCUAAAGGCCUUCAUACUCGUCUUUGGAACCUAAAAGUCAGUGAGCAACUCAAGUCCACACAGAUGCAGUGCCAGUUUCCAAGUUGUACUGGUGGGAGAUACAUUAUCCAGAAACACAAGCUAAGCAGUCCUGAAUGGAUUGGAAGCAUGGAGAAACAAAUUGCCGGAUUAUAGAAAUAUUCAGUACCAUGAGUUCUACUAUUAACUUCUUGUUAAAUUUGCACUUAGAUUGUGGCAUUUUUAUAAUAGAAAUAUAAUAAACCAUAUUAAAACAUUCCUUAUUGUUUAAAUUGCACAUUUUCAUAGUCUAGUUAUAGUAUUUUUCCAUUGUAUUCACUGUUUUAUGUUUUACUCAGUUUUAAAUUUGAUUGGUUUUAGGUACUCUAGCAAAAAUAAAAUAGAAGUCAACCUACAUGUUACCAUCACUGAAGGUCUCAGUCUACUCUAGUAAACUGCAGUGGUCAUAAAUGGUAGUUCUAUUCAUUUAAUGAUAUGUUGCAUCUUUCAAAGAUUUUUUUCUCUAAAAUCUCUUGCUUCAGAAUGACUCUUAUUUAAUUACAGCUCAGGCAGCAUGUAUUACAAUCUCUCUUUAAUCCUGUAGCUCAACAGAAGUUUAGUUCCGCUCUUCAGGUUAGAAGAAUUUACAACAGCCAUACUAUGCCAACUCAUCAUAAUGAAAAAUAAAAUUAUCAUCUUUCCUAGAAAAUCUUGUAAUAUUUUUAAGGGAAAGGAUUUGGUUUCCCUUGGCAGGCAUCAUCAAACUCAUAAAUAACAGCCUUACUUUCCAAAGGAUGCAGUAUGCUGUCAUAAUCCAGCAAAAAUUCUGCUUUAUAAUAUUUAUAACUUUUAUUAUUGUUAUGCCACCUCCAAAAUGCUCCUUGUAGUUAAAAAAAAAACAGGGAGUCAUCUUCAAACACUCCCACUGCCAUCAAUGCAGUCAUGUCUUGUGUUUCUUUUUCCUUCUGGGAAAACUUUAAAAUACUUCCUUUUGAAGCGCUUUUUGGGCUUUUGAAGGUUUGUUUCUAAAUUGCUCUCUUCCAAAGCCUCUCUGCUCCCCAGUCCUGUCACAUAGGAAUAUUUUGUGUCCAUAGGGGGAGGGUUAUGUAUCUGGUUUUCUUCAUUCCCCUUUGCAUGACUAGUCUAUGGAGCAUUUUUUCCCUGUUUGGAGACGAGAAGUGGCUGGCUUAGGGGGCAGCAGUGUAAUAAUUUAAUAUAAAACCUGAUCUGCUCAGUUGUGCUGAGGGGAGUGAGAGACUCUUGGAAGGGAAAGAGGACCCCCCUCCCCCGUGGUGAGUAAUCCUGUUAUUUCGUUACAGUUUUAAUAUGCAUUUGCAAUUACUUUUACUAAAUAGCACACCAUAAAGCUUUGGUUAUAUAUUAAAUGUAAACUGAAAGGAAUGUAAACAUGUAUUGUUAAUUAUAAAUAGAUAAUGACAUAAUAGAUGCAAAAAGUCUUAUUCAGAUGUAUCAGUCAUUUUGCAUUACCCACCAAUUGUCGCAUGACAGAAUAUACUUUUUUUGUCUCUGAAUAUGUGAAUAAUUUGACUUGCGUUUAUCUUUUUACAUAUUUAAUAAAAAAAUGUUACAAUC
Messenger RNA from Python bivittatus (Burmese python), 3613 nucleotides. It is a transcript of the gene MAPRE2, whose product is annotated as microtubule associated protein RP/EB family member 2. The record is from RefSeq and is a predicted model, not a curated record. Lineage: Eukaryota; Metazoa; Chordata; Lepidosauria; Squamata; Pythonidae. Gene Ontology annotation, molecular function: microtubule binding.